GGAGUAUAAGCGCGUGAGUUCGGGAGAAAAUCUGAGAAUUCAUCUCCCGCUUUUCAUGUCAGUCUGAUGCUGAAUUUUCCCCGUAACGGAUAUACACCGGGAAACCGGGAAAUUCGUUCGGAAAUUUGCGUGGUGCGAUCUUUUUCAUGUGAUUAAUUUUCGGAUACAUUGUUGAGACGUUCUUGGAUUGAAAUCUUUGCAUCAGACGAGAUAAUAACAUUGGGAGGUCCGUUACAUCUUUUUAAAUGGUUAUCCAGGUUUAACGUGAAGUUGAGAUUUUCUUCGGUUGAGUAUCUUUAAAGCAUUCCAAUCAAAUACAUAAUACGAAGUAAUGCCCCCGAUUUCUUUUCGACGCGGUGUUUUCUGUUGAUAAUAGUGUUCAAAAUAACAUGUUUCCGAGUUUUAAUCCCAUUUUGGGAACGGGUAUUGAAACUACAUCUACAGCUCCAACCCUUCGACGCGACAGUUCGACGGGAAGUGUAAGUGGUGGAUUGAAGUGCGGUUGGUUAUUGCAGAAAUUUUUUGAUGGAUUGGUUCCUGUGACAAGAUUAUGGGGUGUUAUGACUGCUAUCGUUUUGGCUGGCGUUGGUGUCGAAUUAUCGUUUCAUAGACAUCGAAUUGGAUACUAUCUCCUAGGCUGCUCGACGUUUGUGUUGAUAGCGGAAGUUACGUGGGUUGCAACACUUUUCCUACAAAUCUGCGUCAGAAACGAUCACAAAUUAUGGAAGUACUGGAAGGGAGUUACGUGGUUCUCGGUUUGGAAAAAAACACUAAUUUAUGCUCCAAUGAGUGUAUUACCUUUGAUUUGGCCACAUAAACUUUGGUUAUCAUAUGUCGCUAGUGGACAACUUCUUUCGUUGGCCCUGUUCCAUCUGAUAUUGUCAUUUCAAAGUAAAAAGAAGAAAAGAAGGAGGAAAGAUCAUUUGUUACAUACAGACGGCGACAGUUUUGAAAGUAGCAAAUUUGAAGAAAUAACCGAAUGCCUAGACGACUGUCUUCCAGAACCGAUACCGGGCAGUAGUCAUUCAAUUUCCGAUAGUUUAGUUGAACAAGAUACCAUACUCGAAAUUUGACCCGAAGUGCACAAACCACCUGAUCUCUUUAAACACAUUGUGGACUCGGGUAAUUGGAGCGAAGAAGAAACAAGUGAUUCUCCAGUGAAUAUUCCAUAAACAGAUUUUUUUAUAAAACGUAACGAUUGGAGUUUCGCAAUUUCUUGUGUAGAUAUAUUUUUUAUUCAUACAACACCUAUUUGCUUGAAUUUUCGGCUAAACUUUCUUAGAUCACAGUUGAAAGGUAUAUGUUUGCUAUGUAUUCACCUUCAUGUUUUAGCAUAAUGACAUGGAAAUUUAUUAGAUAGAGGAGCUAUCUGUUUAUUUAUAUUAAGUUUUCUAAGUGUGAGAUUAUGAGUAAUGUCAACGCGUAACUUAGCAAAUAGUCUGUGAAAGUAAGAAGUCUUAAAACAAGUCCACUACACAUUAAUUUAUUCCAAAAUAAAGAAGUUAACGUAAACUUCCUAAAGAAUUCUUCUGUUCUCAAUUUUAGUUAUUAGAUGAAUACCACACUGUGAUUUUAUUAGAACAUAGAAAUUGUGAUCCAUACGUAAAGCAAUCCUGCUUAGUAAGGAUACAAAGUUUUCGCUGACGAUGAGGGCCAAGUACAUAUUGAAGAUCAACUAUGGUUCCAAAACUGCACAAUGGAUCAGACCAUAGUGCAACUAUAAGGAUGAUAAGUCAACAGUUAAUUUUAAGCAUUUGUACGGUAAAUAACUAUGCGGAUGUUGAAAGAACGUUUUCGUUGAUCUUAUUGAGAAAAUUACUAAUUAUUUUUCACUUUUUCUCAGAAUUGUAAUAUGUCAUUCUAAAGAAUAUUCCAACAUUUAAAAGACUUUGACCGGCGAGUUAAAAGCAAUAGCAGUUGAAAGAGUUCAACGGUUUUACUAAUAGUGAGAAUAUCUCUCCGAAUGGAUUACUUUCGAGGACACUGCUUGGAUUGCAUGGAUAAAUUGAAAGUUUUGAUAAUGGAAAAUUAGUUUCAUAAUUUUUUUCAAAAACCUAGUACGUAUGGAAAAACUAAUUUGUAGAACAGUAAUAAUAAAAUAAAUUUAUGAAGACGAAGCAUUUACAUUAAAAUAAUCCAGUCACACCAAUAAGGUGAAGAAAAUAGUUGAUGACAUCAACAGAUUCCCAGUCUUUUACUAGAAUUCUAAUAGGUUUGUUCCAACUGACCAUCAUUAAUUGGUAGCGAGAUUAUUCAGAAACUGCUGUGAUUUUUUUAGGCGCACAAUCCCUAAUAUUUCAAAUUAAAACGGUAUGAAGACGCUUUUACAAUAUUUUCAAUACAAAAUCCUGAAAAUGAGAUUGAUCAAUUAUUUAUUUUUAAAACUUAAAAACGUACAGUUGGGAUAUAAUAGUCAAGCUUUCCUCUGAAAGUAUAUGGAUAUUAAAUUUUGGCUUGUUAAGGAAAAUACUGAUUUACACAUACUAGAAAUGUGGAAGGUUGAAAGUUUAGUUGAUAUUUGAAGUUAUGAGAGAUAUAAAAGAAAUUAUGCCUUCUCACCAUGUCAACUAACAUCUAUUGAGAAGGUUCAAAAGAUACAAUUGAAAUAUUUCGUAUCAAAAUCAUACUGGUGUCUUACGGAAAAAUUUUCCCCUGGGUAGAUGGAAAAAGUUAGUUCGAAUUGCUUAACAUGGCUUAUAAAGCUGAUUUCUCAGCUGACAUUUCGAAUAUAAUGAGCUCCAACGUGAAAGGAAAUCCUAUUUUUUAUAUCACUAUCAUUGCCAUCGGACAUAUAAUUAACAUUUGAAAGCAUGUUUGCAGCUAUAGCUGUAGCUUGUAGUAGCUUUUAUUUUGGACCAUCGAAAACUCAUUACGUAUAAUUUCAUACCGAAAAUUUCAAUUCUGAAAAAAAUUAUGGGAUGAUUAGACCUUUUUCCAAAUUUUUGUUUGGCUUGAUAAUAUUUUUGACUGAUAUCAGCUGUUUGCCUAACCUUUUCCUGUAUUUUUGGCAAAAUAAGUCCCGCCACGUUUCCGAAGUCAUAAUCUACUAUUUCACGACAGGGUGCAUUGAAGAGUCUUUGCUCAACAAGCGAUUUAAAUUACAUUUUGGAAAGUCUUUCACAUAAUGUACCACUGUUUUAAUAUACGUUUAAUAUAUGUUCACUCUAUACGUUCUAUUCACAAUGGUAGCUGCUACAAUCCACCACACGUGUGACCAACGCGUAUUUAAACGUAUUUAAAACUUAGAGGCAAAAUGGGCUUUCCCAACAUCCCCAAAAAUAAAAAACAAUAUAAGUUAAAUGAAUAAAAUUGUGUUCCUUGUGACUGUAAUCAUCAAAUAUUUUUCUUCUUGACUCAUUCAAACUAGAAAUCAUUUUUGCUCGAAAUAUUAAUCAAUUCAUCCAGUAUUAAAAAUUUGCUCGAUUUGUUUAGAAUGCAAAUAUUGUAAGAGAGCAAAAAUAAUAUAUAAUAUCAAAUUAAACUAUAACUGUUUCUCAGGAUCAUGUAUUGUUCGCGAACGGCUACAAAAUCAGAUGAAACGUCUCUACAACAUUUGAAAAAUCUUUUUAGAACUGCGCUUGUACGAUUUCAAUUGAGUUGGAACAUACCUUCUUUAUUCAAACAAAUACUAGAAUGUUUUUUUUAUUCUCAAAUAUUUUAGAAGUAAAUUCGCCCGCUGCGUGCUUAAGGGAUGCAUUAUGCUAAAAUACUGAUAUCAUUAAGUCAACGAGAUCUUUUUAUCUUUCUAGAUUCUAGUCUCACACAUAUUUUUUUUAUUAAACAUGACUAUAGUGAGAAUAAAGAUGUAAGCGAAAUUUCAAUUUGACAAAUAAGUUGCUUAAUAUAUGUAAAUCAAUUUAUUUAUUCCUAAUAUCAACAUGCCAAUAUUUUUUUUUACUGUAAUCUAUUUAAUAAGUAGUCUUUGACCACUGAUUGAUGAUAUAUUUUAACUGAAACUUCAUAUACAGGGUAAUUUACUGACGGUAGUUAACAUUGUUAUAUAUUUGAUUUUCAAAAACAUUGGGAAAAUUUAAUGAUAGCGACAGGACAUAUUUUUUCAUUAUUUUUCUUGAUAAAAAAUGGAAGGGUUUAACAAGAUGAUUAAAUGAAGCCUAAAUGAAGAACAGUAUCGAAUCUAAUUUCAUACCAAUGUGUCAAAACUUCCUAACAACUUCUGUGAGGUAUGAACUCCCCCAGUAAGUCUCCUCAAGCUUAUUGGCGUGCGUUUAAUAACAACCCUUUUGGUUUUUCACAUUUUGUCACAGAAAUUAAAUGAUAUUAAUGAAUUUCUUCCCUUCCGUCUUGGAAAAACAAAGCGGAUGAUGCAUCAUAGGUUUACGUAUAUGAGUUAAAAUCAAGGGUCACUUGACAGUGGCAGCAUUCUGAAUCUUGAAGACAAAAAAAAUAACAUCAAAGUGAGAACAAACUGAAGAAAUGUUGACCGUUAUCACAGAGAUGAUGUCCGCCACAAAAAUGCUUCCAAAGGUCACCCGAUCACUAAGAAAUAAUACCUUGAGGAACCGACUCUGCAUAAAUAAAAUGAUGAAGCUAUCGAAACAUAAAAGAUAAUAAAAGUGUUGCAUUCUUUUCACAAACUUAUUCUCUGUCAACCGCUGCAAAAUAAAGUUUCUUCUAAUUGUGAAAUGUGUUUAGAAAAAUCUAAACAAAAAUUUUUUAUACCUAAUUGACGCAGUUGGCAGGAUACGCAUGAGCUUCGAAAAAUAUUGUUCUCAUAGUGUGGUGAGUGAAACUCAGAACCUUUUAACACCUCAAUUGCGUUUGACCAAAUCCAUGAGCGCUAAACUUGCCAAACAAACUAUAAAUCCCUUUAACUACUUUACUUUUCCAAACACCAUGGUACGAAGAUUUUGAAAGAAGUAAGAUCAUAGCGAACAAUUUUAUUGUGUAUUACAACAUUAGCUUCAUAUCAAUGUUCAGUUUAUUUCUUUACUGGCAUUAAUGAAAUAACAAGUGGAAUUUCAAAUAUAAAAGAGGAAUGUUUUUAUUAUCUUUUAUGUUUCGAUAGUUAUGUCAUCAUUAUAAUUAAGCAAACGCUCUUUCUUCAUAUGAAAGGUAGCCAAAUUUAACAAAGUAUCACGGCUUAGGACAGUCUCUGAACAGUCCAUACGUAGGUCCGUGUGAAAAAUAUUGCUCCAAGGGUACUAGUUCAAUGAAAAAUAGACAGAAAAACUAAUGAGACGAUUACACCGAAAAUUGAUUUCUACGUCUGAUUUAAGAAGUGGAGAAUCACUAGAGACAUGUCAUUCGAUCGAAUCGGGAUUAUUGUGAGAGAUGUUACUAGCCAGAUAAUGAAGAAUAAUACCAAAAAAGACAAUUAUAGUCCCAAUAUCAUUGAAACAAGGCUAGUAUCUGAACGUUACGCAGCUGUAAAUAAAUAGUGACAAGUGAUAUCAUUUUAAACCGCAGAAGAGCCUUUGUAAGACUUGAAACAACAGCAAUAAAAGAAAAGUAGUAUUGAGAAAUAGUAGUAACAUCUCAAUAUUAAUAAAGACGAAGAAUUAUAUUUGAAUUUGUGAAUAAAUUGAUUGGGAAAAGAUGAUUUGGAUAUAAGAAUAAUAUACUUGGUUGAAUAAAUGUAUGUUUUUGAUAAAUAACCUAGUUGAAAUAACAUUUAAUCGUUACUUCCUUCAACAUACUUUAGAUUCCAUAAACCAACUGAUUCAGUUACCCAGAUAUGAAUAUUUCGAUAAAAACCCGACAGUAACCUAUAAGCUCUUCCUGGAAAUGUACUUGAAGUGUACUUCGUUUUUUUAUUACAACAAAAUUCCAAUCAGCUCCAUUCGAAUUACUGUAAUCAGAUCAGCGUUCAGGCAUAUGAGAUUAUUCAGAGUUUGAACUAUAUGUCUAUCGAUCUUUUUCUAGAUGAAACACUUCGUAACUAGUUCAAACGACCUGGAACGUCCAUUAUAGAAAACUUGUUGUAGUAGUGGACCCAAUUGUAAACACACGUUCAGAAGACAACUUUUAUCAACAACGAUAAGAUCUAGAUCUGCUCGUGAUAUAAAAAGAUUUCAGUUAAUAGAUUUUGUGAUAAAGAAUUGAAAAUGAAGAAUUAUGCGGUUUAUGUAAGCAAUUCCCUCACCGUCGGAUUGGCCAUGGCAGUGAAUUGGAGUGACCAAUUCCAGUAAAAGUUAAGUAAAAACAUGAAGCCAUAGAAUAGUAAAAUUUGAAUACAUAUCUUAGAAACAGUUUAUACUUUGAAGAUCAAGAGAGAAUAACUUUUUUCCACAGAAAUUAAUUAAGAGAGGGACAAAAAUUUGCAGUUUAUUUUAUCUCAUUCAUAUGACGCAAGUAGCGACAUCUACGAGUUCAUUAGAAUGCUGGGUAUUCAAUUAAUUUUCUCAAGAAAUCCAAAACAUUUUUUCAAAUCUUAUGUUUCUAAGAAGCAAUCAUUAAUAUUGACGAAAAUAUUAUUUUUGCCUGCUAAACGUGUGAAAAGUAAAUAUUGGCUCAUUACUUAGGGUAUUAACUAACCUCACAAAACGACAUGAAUUUUUCUUCAUCCACCAUAGACUUACUCUUAGUGAUAAUAGUCACAAGCUUGAAUAAACAUUAAAAUUCAGUUGAAAAAGUGAAAAAUUUGAAUUUACGUCAGAUUUGGAUGAAAUGGUUUUAUAAUAUGAGUUAGUAUCACUGAAUAGAACAGAAUAUUGACAAAUUUGCUCAUUGUCGAAGACUCAACUUUAACUUUGGUAAGAAUAUUAUGGGUUCAACUAAUAAUUUGGUUUUAUUCAUAUCCUUUCUCUCUAUAAUUCACCAUAUUAUUCAAAUGUUCAGUAUCGUAUUCACACCAUAUAUGGUUGCUUAUAAUUCAUCUCUUUGUGUUUUGGAUCCUCUUUCGUAAAAUCUAUAUUUAGUAUGAAUAAAUUUAAAUAGGGAAUAACAUCUGUAGAAUUCGCGUUGUUUUGCAAUUAGAUCGUUUGGUUCGCCUUUCAUUUCUCAUUUACGUUGCUUAGAUCUGUUAUUUUCAAAAUAAGUAUCUUUAAUUUCAAAGCUACUAAAUUUGAUAAGAUUUUGUUGACAUGUUGAUAAUCUUAAUUGUUGUAAAUAUUGAAUGUGCCAAAUUUUAAAUGCCACGUUUGUUUUUAAAUAAAAUUUAUGCCUAAUUAAAUUUUUUACGAUGUGUUAUAAUAAAUGUACUCAUAUUUAUAUGUAAAUAUAAUUAUAAAUACAUGGUUUCUAAAAAA
This is a messenger RNA of Diorhabda carinulata, 7208 nucleotides long. RefSeq lists its product as uncharacterized. The transcript is spliced from 6 exons. Lineage: Eukaryota; Metazoa; Arthropoda; Insecta; Coleoptera; Chrysomelidae. The coding region runs from base 390 to 1073 and encodes 227 amino acids. The record is from RefSeq and is a predicted model, not a curated record.